AUGUCUAAACGAUUUUCAGUGUUGAGUAAGCCUACGGAGGCAGAAGAACCGUCGUUCAAUCCAUAUGAUAAUGUCAAGAGAAUAUCGCAGAUUGAGAAGCAGAAGAAAGAAUUUAACCAACGAUACAACUCACCAAAAAUUAUCAUCAGGGAUGAUCCUGUGAUACCUGAUUAUCGUCUCGUAGACGGAUUUAAGAAGCACGCGAAUUAUAAUAUGAAAAUCGUAGUCGUGGGCGAUGGUGGUUGCGGUAAGACAUGCUUGCUUGUAUCAUACGUCCAACAGAAGUUUCCCGAGAUAUAUGUACCCACAGUGUUCGAAAAUUAUGUCGCUCAUAUUUCCACUCCGACUAAUAAGAUAAUAGAAUUGGCGCUUUGGGAUACAGCAGGACAGGAGGAAUACGACAGGUUGAGGCCGUUGUCGUACCCGGAUGUCGAUGUGUUGUUGAUUUGUUUUUCUUUGGAUAAUUUGACGUCUUUGCAAAAUGUCAAAGAUAACUGGUUCCCUGAGGUAUCGCACUUUUGUCCUGGAAUCCCAAUAGUAUUGGUUGGAACCAAGGCAGAUUUGCCAACUACUAUAGACCCCGAUUUACCCAUCCAAUUGGCCACAGAGAUCAAUGCCGUAGGGUAUAUCCAAUGUUCGGCCAAGACCAUGUUUAACAUCAAAGCUGUGUUUAACUUUGCAUUGGACCAUUUCCAGAAGCAAAUGGAGUACCACGAACAAGUAGAGAAAUCGCAAAAGAAUAGGUUAUCGAAAGCCUUUGGCCAUUCCAGAAGUCAAUCAGGGAACUCAUAUAAAAAGCACCACUACAAAAACUCAUCGUUGGACUCUGCCAUGUUAUUGGAUGGGCCUUUAACCGAAGAUAAUUUUACCGAAAACCCUUAUGGAAACUUUGGCAAUGAAAGCAAGUAUAAUGAAGAUGAAUUUGCAUUUACAAGGACGCUGAAAAAGAAAAAGAGAAAGUGCAUUAUUUUGUAA
Messenger RNA from Debaryomyces hansenii CBS767, 975 nucleotides. It is a transcript of the gene CRL1, whose product is annotated as Rho family GTPase. The coding region runs from base 1 to 975 and encodes 324 amino acids. The record is from RefSeq and is a predicted model, not a curated record. Gene Ontology annotation, molecular function: GTPase activity; GTP binding. Lineage: Eukaryota; Fungi; Ascomycota; Pichiomycetes; Serinales; Debaryomycetaceae. Gene Ontology annotation, biological process: small GTPase-mediated signal transduction. The transcript has a single exon.